AUGAGUUUGCAAAAUUUAAAAGACCGAUUCAUUCAAUAUGCCUCCACAAGAAAAGGAUUGGCGGUUGUAUCAUGGUCAAUUGGAGGAUUACUUAUUGUAAUACUCGCAGCGUCUAUUGCUCAUAUAAAUGUCACCAGUCAAAUGGCAGUAAUGGUAGCAUCAACAUUCAUCAGAAAGGCAUCAAACGCUAAUGGCUAUAUUAUGGAAUAUCAUUUAUUGGGGAUAGCUGAUUCAUGGAACAAUACUAAGUAAAUUUUUCUCUAAAUACUGGUAAAGUGGUCAUUUUUCAGUCUGUGGCCGUAUUAAGCAUUCAUUUAAACGGGGGGCUGCGUGUUCUCAAUUUUGAUAUUCUCAAUAUACUAUAAAUUUGGAUUCCAAGGGUUAAAUGGAGUGAAAGCAGUAGCAAUGAUAAUGCUUAAUAUUUAUGGAAUGCUCUAAAUGGUGGUUUUGCUAGCGUAUGGAUUAUUUAAUCUACCUGUAUUUUUAUGGAAAAGAGCAGAUAACUAGAAUAAACUCUACUCAGAAUUAGAGUGUGCUGAUCAAGUUAGAUAGUAAUAUAGAUAAGCGAUGGCUGAUUUUCAAAUGUUUGUUAUUGAAUGCAGGAAUCUUAUUAGAAAUCAUAGAAAUGGAUAUAACUCAAUAUUUAUGGACAUUUUAGAGGAAGAGCUACCUGAAAAAGACCUUGAAGGUCAAAGUAUAAUGCAAUCAAAUAAUUUUAUGAUGGCAAUGAAAGAUGGUUAAGCAGUGACUGAGGACUUUUUAGCUAACAUAAGGUAUUAACUAAAGGUUCAAUUUUUCCUAUAUAAACGUAAAAAAGCGAGAUGGGUAUCUUUAUUUGAGACGGUUGAUGAACUUGUUUAAAAACCAAUAAAUUAUGAGCUUAUAAAAGAAAAAAUAGAUAAGAAAAAUGUUAUUGAAAAGGAAUAGAAUGUUUCAUUAGAAGAAAUGAUUCUAAAGCCUUUACCAAAUAAUAAAAGAAAAAUUUUGAUAUUCAGAUCUCUAGCUAUUAUUAGUUUACUCUAUUGCAUCAUUGUAUUAUCAACGGAAGGACUUGUAGUAUUUGAACCUAGCUACACUCUUUUAUAUUAAACUGUUUCUUGUUUUAACUAUAUGAUUAUUAUUGGUGAAAUGGCGAUUGGUAAAGAUGUUGAUCCAUUUGGUACGAGUUACUGUGAUUUUUAUUCAUCUAUGAUUAGAGUCCCACUUUUUGGACAAUAUUUCAACAAUAUAAUGUCUCUUUUCAUUUUGCUAAUUGGAGGAGUAUUUGCACUCUUGUCAUUUUUUAAAUACCAAAACAAAGCAUUAAGUGCUUUUAAGAAUUAUAGUAAAAAAGUUGAGGAGUAAGUUGAAAAACUAUAGAAAAAAAAAGAUAAAGAUGAAAAAUCUGGUAAUACUUAGAAGAAAAAAGAUGAUGAAAUUAAACCUAUUGGUAAAUCAGAACUAGAAAUAAUAGAGAGAAUUUUAAAGGGAGAAAAAGCUAUUUUAGCUGAAUACGAAAUUACAAGGAGGAAAGAUGAAAGAAAUAAGCUAACUAGAAUUAAUCAUGGAGAUGAUAUUGAGAUGUAAAAAGCUAAUGAAGGUAAAGCAACAAAGAAAAAACCAUCAAAUAAUGAACUUAAUAAAUCAAACCUCAAAAAUGCUGGUGAUACUAGCUCAUUAAGUGUAAAUGCAAUAGAUAAAGGCAAAAAGAAAUCGUCAAAUCUUAGUGUCAACAAAGAUGAUAAAAAGCAACCUCUACUUCAAAAAAAGAAAACUCAAAAUAUAAAAAGUUCCUCAGAGUCAGAAUCAAGCAUUUCAAAUAACAGUAAUCCUCAACAAGCUAAAAGAUAAAUAGGAAAACUGAAUCCAAAUGCUAUAAGCAAAUUCUAGCCAAUAUCUGCUCAAAAUAAAAUCCACUAUGGAAUGCUUAGAAAAGCAAAAAUAGAAGAAGAAAAUGAAGCUAAACCUGCAAAGUAAAUUGAAAGUGAUGAUGAGAUUAAAGAAGAAACUAAAAAGCCAAAUUAGAAAAAGCAAGGCACUAAUAAUAUAAGCUAAAAUGCUAAAAGUAAAAAUAACGAAAAGAAACCCCGAAAGAAAAUAACUAUCAGCAGUGAUAGUGAUGAAUCUGAUAAGAAAGAGUCAGAUGAUUCUGAUGAUGAAGAUGAGACUUAGCAGUUAAGCUAGCCUAAGAAUUUACUAAAAAAGAAUAAUUAAGCCUUGGGAAAGAAAAAUAAUGAUGUAGGUGAUUUCAGAUCAAAGUUAGCUUUGAAGAGAAAUUAGUAAAAUAGCAAUAAAUAGCAAUCUGAUAAAGCACUCAAAUCUAAAGGUAAAAAUAAAAAGACAAAUAAAAAUGAUUCAGAAAAAGAAGGGUAUUUACUCAAGAGAAAAGGCAAAAGGAUAAGAAAAAUUUGGGUAAAGAGAUAUGCUGCUUUGGAGGGAUCAAAUCUCAAUUUUUAUGAUAAUGAGGAUAAGGAAAAUUUGAUAAAGACUAUUGAUGUUACAUAAAUAAAAGCAGUGACAUUUCAUUAUGAUGCUGAGGCUCCAGUAUAGAGUAAAAAUAUUACCAAAAAGGACAAGGAGGAAAGCAGAUUUGAUUUAUAUUCAAUUAUUAAGAAUAAAAAGUACAAGUUUAAAACUGAAGAUGAUAAUGUAUGGGAUAGUCAAGGUUGGGUUGAUGCGUUGAAAAAAAUAGUUGAUGAAAAUUUUGAUGAUAGUGAUGACUCAGACAGUUCGUGA
This is a messenger RNA of Stylonychia lemnae, 2715 nucleotides long. The record is from the annotation of a GenBank genome assembly. Lineage: Eukaryota; Ciliophora; Spirotrichea; Sporadotrichida; Oxytrichidae.